Messenger RNA from Neurospora crassa OR74A, 1365 nucleotides. RefSeq lists its product as hypothetical. The transcript is spliced from 2 exons. NCBI's taxonomy places the organism in Eukaryota, Fungi, Ascomycota, Sordariomycetes, Sordariales, Sordariaceae. The record is from RefSeq and is a predicted model, not a curated record. Bases 1 to 1365 code for a protein of 454 amino acids.
AUGCUCCGUCUCCGACCCACCGUCCUCGCCUUAACCAUGGCAGAGGUGAAAGAAGUCGAAGAACGCCGCAGGGGUUACCGCCGGGUCAGCAGCAAGAGAAGAUGGCCCUUUUGCACGCGCGCCUCUGAAAACGCUACGUCGGGGGCUUCCUCUCCAUCGUUGCUGGACUACAGCGACAGUGAUGAGGAGACAGACAUCCUCGAUCAUGACGAUGCAGAACAACCUGUCCAGCUCCCCGUUUUAUCGGCCCGCUUUCCUGAAGAGCAGACCGAAGUGGUCCCCACUGCCCGGCCGCCAUACCCCAAUGAUGCCUCCUUUGACCAGCGUAACUGCGAGCAGUCUGUUGAUGGUGCCAGUGAUGAGCGUGAUCUUGACCUGCAGCCCCAAGCUAGCUCGUCUCAAAGUCAGCUGCCGGUUAGAACGCCAAGGUCCGGCCCAAGGAUUGGCAGCAACAUUCGAUCGCCAGCCCAAAGCUCGGUUGGCCAGACAGUUGCAAGCCAUGAAACGACACCACGGACUGGGACGUCGUCUGCGCGCCGUAGCAACAGAGACGGGGCCCGUAGUUUUGAGCAAUUUCAACUCUCGUUUCAGAAUCUGACCAUUAGGACCCGGACGGCCACUCCCUCCCCUGCAGCAAAACCCGCCUCCGCAUCUCGUCCCCGUGAGUGCACGACUCCGAAUGCCGCUGGAAGCCAUCAUCGGGAUGGCACCCCUCGUGCUACCCCGGACUCUCAUGCCGCAGCUUCAGACUCGCAAACUCCAUCCUCCUUCGUCCAUUUUACCAGAAGCAUGACGGCCGCUCUUCCCCGUCACGGUAGCUCACCCUCUGAAGGCUUAGAAUCAGAGAGUCUCGCCAGCAGCAGAACCCGUACCCCGGCUGCCGCCUCACCCACCAGCGUCAGCACUGGCAGCACCCGCCCUGCACCGGUCAAUGAAUCCCCGACCACACCAUCACGCCAACGCGUUAUGACGCCCAGGCCACCCGCUACCACUCCCGCUAGGACGCCCGCAACGUUCCGGGUCUAUAAUGACUCCCUUCCGGCAUCCUCACAGCCUCGAACACCGCAGAACUUGCCCGAAGCAAGGCAUCAGAGUCGACUAGUCGGACAAGGAUCGUUUACGGUUCCUGCCGGUUGGCGGACCUCAUUCUCGCUGGAGCAAAGGACGCCGACGACUAGUCAGGCGCUGAGGCGAAUGAGACAUGGGGGCAGAAGAGAGCCGAGUCCACAGGGAUUGAGGACGCCCGGAAUGGUGGGAUUGUAUGGAGGAACGGAGAAUCACACGGAUGAUGGGCUAGUGUUUGUUGAUGUUUUAGGGGGUGAGGGUGGUGAUGUGGAAGCAUCGGCGUCUCUGGCGCAUUUGUGA